Molecule: messenger RNA, 1468 nt
Organism: Bipolaris sorokiniana ND90Pr
Lineage: Eukaryota; Fungi; Ascomycota; Dothideomycetes; Pleosporales; Pleosporaceae
Exons: 2
Coding region: 29-1468 (479 amino acids)
Source: RefSeq, a predicted model, not a curated record
GUUUCGCUCCCAAUAUGCAUCGUUCAGAAUGUAUAAAGAUGAGGUGUUGCACACCAGUUGGAAAUCAUCGCAUCAUCAGCAUCCGAUCCCACCAUCACUUCCAUUCCAUCGGUCUCGCAGGUUGAAGAUCACUCACUUUCAUCUUCAAUUCAACACUCCAAGCCGGUCUUUCUUUUCCCAAACCUUCCAUUCCCACUUCUUCCAGCUCUUUCCAACAACUUUCAACAUGCAUCCUUCUACCAUUGCAGCCAUUCUGGCAUUUACUGCUGGCAUGACUGUGAAUGCUGUGCCCGUUGUUCGCCCGGAAGGCACUCCCGAGCCUCCAGCUGAUAAACCUCGGACAACCCUUGAGAAUUCUCGAGCUCAGCCUCAGCUAAGCGAACUUGCCGAAGAUGAAUUUACUAUCCCUUCAGUUGGGAAGAGAGACCAUCCGCCUCGCCCUUUUACUGUCUGUAACAAUAGUGGCGGACCAUCCAUUGCAAUACCCUGCAUUAGCCCAGAACUUGCCGAACAGAUCAAUCGCGGCUCCAGCGCCGUUCCCCGUACCGGUGUCAACGCACGAGCUAUCAAAAGAGACUCUCGGCGCCUUUUUGGUAAUGACGGUGGCGUGGGCUCUAUCGGCAUUUUGAUCGGCCCAACUGCCGAAGAAAUGCUAGAGAGGAAGAAACAAGCCGGCUUUCGUAAAGAGAAGAGAGAUCAUAGAGCAAUCAUCGGUGAUGAAGGUAUUCGCCUUGGGUGGGAUCCUAUUCCUAGUCUUGAUGGCGAGGUCCUUCCAGCGUUCGGAGCCCAGAAGCGUGAUCCCCAGGUCAUCGAUGCUGGCUUCGGUUUUGACGCAGGUGUUACUAUCGAUCCUUCUACUAUCACCGGUGGACUUAAGAAGUUAAUCCCUGGUCAGAAGGAGAAGCGCGAUCCUCAAGUCAUCGAUGCUGGCUUCGGUUUUGACGCAGGUGUUACUAUCGAUCCUUCUACUAUCGCCGAGAACGUUAAGCAAUUCAUCCCCGGCCAGAAGGAGAAGCGCGAUCCCCAGGUCAUCGAUGCUGGCUUCGGUUUUGACGCAGGUGUCACCAUCGAUCCUUCUACUAUUACUGGUGGACUCAAGAAGUUGAUCCCUGGUCAGAAGGCUAAGCGUGACCCCCAAAUUGAUGCUGGCUUCGGUUUUGACGCAGGUGUCACCAUUGAUCCUUCUACUAUCACUGGUGGACUCAAGAAGUUGAUCCCUGGUCAGAAGGCUAAGCGUGACCCCCAAAUUGAUGCUGGCUUCGGUUUCGACGCAGGUAUCAUUAUCGACCCUAUUGCUAGGCCCGGCCACCUCACGAGACUCCUCCCGCGUCAGAAGGCCAAGCGUGAUCCCCAGAACCGUGGAAAGGGCCACGUCUUUGGCAAAAUCGCUGAGGGAGUUGCUGGAGGCAUCGGCGCUAUCGCUGAUGGCUUCACUAUCCACCAGGCUCUUCAAGGCAAGCCAGCUUAG